AUGGGUCAAAUAUUCGCCGGAUCUGGCGGCGGCGUGGCUCCCUAUCGGCGUGGAUCCGACGGCGGCGUGGCCGAGGUGGAUCUCGGGCGUCGGCACCGUCGUCCUCCCUCUCCGCGCGGAUCCAGCGGCGGCGUGGCUCCCUCUCCGCGCAGAUCCGGCGGCGGCGUGGCCGAGGCGGACCUCGGGCGGCGGCGCGGCCUCGCCGCAGGGAGGCGGCGUGGCUCCCUCUUGGCUCGGAUCCGGCAGCGGCGUGGCUCCCUAUCGGUGUGGAUCCGGCGGCGGCGUGGCCGAUGUGGACCUCAGGGCGGCGGCGCGGCGAGGAGCUCGGGGGGUGGCGCGACUUCGCUGGUACGAGCUCGGAGCAACGGUGCGGCCCACAAAGGGAUUGGAAGCACUUGGCCCGUUGAAGGUCUUCCGUGCCGACCUGGACGAAGAAGGCAGCUUGGAUGCGGCGUCAAUGGUUGCAACUACGCCUUCCUCGUCGCCACUCCGGUGAACCUCCAGUUAGAGAAUCCGGAGCGCUCGGUGCUGUUAUUCUUGAUCAGUAACUAUCAGGCAAUUAUAAUCUGCACCGCAUACAUUAUGUUGUUUGCUACUCCGAAGCCUCGUGUCAGCCUUCUAAGUUCAUAAUGGUGAUUUGCUGGAGCAUUUUGUCUGUUUGUUGUACAGUGGCGAUACUUCGAUAAGAAUCAUGAAUGUUUACAGUGCAAAUAAAAAAGUAUUAGUGCAAUCAAUAGCUGGAUCAUAUUUUUGGGGGACUGUCUUGUUUAAAUGUUGAGAUAGCAAGCCUGAGCAAGGGGUGGUUUCUUUUCCUGCUCUGUUUGGUUGCAAUGUUCAUGUGAGGAUUGGUCCGAGGAUCUGAUUGGGAACCCUCGACCUCAAGCUUGGCAUGAACCAUACAUGGUGGGUGGAGCCAUCCAUAUGAAUGAUCCAGUU
Oryza brachyantha (malo sina) is the source of this 936-nucleotide messenger RNA. RefSeq lists its product as uncharacterized. The coding region runs from base 1 to 630 and encodes 209 amino acids. NCBI's taxonomy places the organism in Eukaryota, Viridiplantae, Streptophyta, Magnoliopsida, Poales, Poaceae. The record is from RefSeq and is a predicted model, not a curated record. The transcript is spliced from 7 exons.